ACCACAAUCUUCGCUUACGCAAAAAUUUUCUUUUCUCUGCGUCAUAAUCAAAUUCAUGUUCAGAACCAUGUUGCUCAAGGACAACCGAGCCAAGCAAUCACACUGAACAUAGCUCGAUACAGAAAGGCGGUGUACAGUGCAAUGUGUGUGCAGGGAACAUUGGUUGCAUGUUAUUUGCCGUUUGGUGUAGCGGUAGCUUUGACACCUCAACAAGGGAUGACUUUAUCGGUAUACCUCGUUAGACGAUUUACUGUUUCUUUACUUCAUUUAAACUCGUCAUUAAACCCGUUCCUGUACUGUUGGAAGAUCAGG
Messenger RNA from Porites evermanni, 312 nucleotides. NCBI's taxonomy places the organism in Eukaryota, Metazoa, Cnidaria, Anthozoa, Scleractinia, Poritidae. The record is from the annotation of a GenBank genome assembly.